This is a messenger RNA of Impatiens glandulifera, 585 nucleotides long. Its product is annotated as keratin, type II cytoskeletal 1-like. The record is from RefSeq and is a predicted model, not a curated record. The annotation marks the transcript as partial. The transcript has 2 exons. Lineage: Eukaryota; Viridiplantae; Streptophyta; Magnoliopsida; Ericales; Balsaminaceae.
AUGCAGAUUCAUACAAACUUUGAGCCAAUUCAGAGUAUGGCAGUAGAGUCUCAAGAGAAUUCAUCAAAUGAAGAAUCCUCUACUGAAGGUAACAAGCUUUUAAAGUCUAUGACUUAUGUGCUCUUAUCUCUUCAGAAGAGCAUGAUAAAGGCCUUGAACACCCAGGAAGAACAAAGAAAGGAUUUUGCCGAAAUUAUCAAAGUUCUUACUGAAUUGGAUAUCACUCUGAAGAAGAACACGAAGUUUCAAGCAAAGGAGAACGCAAAAGCUAAUCCUGAAAGAGAUCAACCUCGAAUCACCCAAGGCGAGUCAAGUAGAAGAAGUGACGGUGUAUCAAUCGACACUAGAUCUAGACGAGCUCCAAGCAACGAUGAAAACCCUAGGCCAACCAAGAGAGGCGGUGGUGAUUGUGGAGGCCGAAGCAGUGGAGGUGGUCGUGGUAGGCAAUCUGGCUCUGAUCAAAGAGAUCGUGCCAGUGGCGGUGAUCGUGGUGGUAGAUCAAGUGGAAGCGGUCCUGGUGGUCGCAGCUUUCCUCCUUUUCUCAACAUGUUAACCGGCCAAGACAUGAGUCCAACCGAUCCUCGA